UGGACGAGGAUAAAUAGGAGGAGGCUGACGGCUCUGCCAAAGCCGCUUUUUCCCUUGCUUGACAUCUCCCACAACCGGUAUCCAGGUAGCCAUGGACUCCCAGGACUGUCCCUGCGCCGCGGGUGGCACCUGCACCUGCGGGGACAGCUGCAAAUGCAAAAACUGUAAAUGUACAUCGUGCAAAAAAGGCUGCUGCUCCUGCUGCCCGGCGGGAUGUGCCAAGUGUGCGCAGGGCUGUGUCUGCAAGGGCCCCCCCUCCGCCAAAUGCAGCUGCUGCAAAUAGGGACCCCUGCCUGCCUGCACAUCUGGGGGUGCUGCACAGCUGAGGGGCCAAAUAAGAAUAACUUUAUUGUGUAUGUUGGGGUUCUUUUUUAUAUAUAUGUUCAGAUAUCUUUAGUUUGUCACAUGCAAUGUGUAAUAAGCUACUAAAUAAAGUGUGUAUAUAAAGGUCUACAAAGAA
Molecule: messenger RNA, 460 nt
Organism: Cuculus canorus (common cuckoo)
Lineage: Eukaryota; Metazoa; Chordata; Aves; Cuculiformes; Cuculidae
Product: metallothionein-1
Exons: 3
Coding region: 92-283 (63 amino acids)
Molecular function (GO): metal ion binding
Source: RefSeq, a predicted model, not a curated record